AUGCCUUUUUAUCAUUCUGAUAGCGAAUCGGAUCAAUCAGAUUCAGAAAGACGUCGUGAAUUUGCUCUUGAUUCACCAGUCAUGACUUCGGAAAUUACUAAUCUAGAGUUGUCUCUUGCUAAAGAUAUUGUGCCUGAUUAUUUUGGUGGCACCAAGGAUCUUUUAGACUUUAUAACGAAAGGGGAUCAAUUUAUACAGCUACUUAAAAAACCAGAUCCCAAUUGUGUGUUCAACAAGCUACUUCUUCAUAAUAUUAUUGCAAAAAUUAAAGGUGAGGCUAGGGAUUUGUUGAAUAACAGUUCUUGGGUUACCUGGAAAGACGUCAAAGAUAUAUUUAUUAACAGAUUCGGAGAUAGAAGGAACGAGUCAUGCUUAGCUUACGAACUCUCUCGCAUGCACCAGCUUAAUAAAGAAUCGUAUCAACAAUAUUACGAUCGAAUUAACGAACAGUUGCAAAAAAUCUUGCAACAGGAAAUGGAAAAUUUCUGGUAUGAACGUUCUCUAACAAAUUUCAUGAGAGAUAAGGACGAACCCCAACGAAAAAAUAGCAUUCUUCCCAAAUCUCUACCAAACCACACAGAUAAUACCUUCAAUAAUAACUUUCAAAAUCAAUUUAGGCCACAAUUCCAAAUGUCUCCACCCAGAAUUGGCCCACCGAGACCAAAUAGUUUACCUCCCAGACCAAAUUAUGGUACGAGACCAUUUCCGUAUACAACUCAACCACAGUUAAUGCCAAAUCGUUCCCAAAAUUCAAAUCAACAAAUUUCCAGAAAUCCCCAACCAAAUAGGCCAACGCCUAUGUCUGUAGAUGGUAGUAAUUAUCGUCCAAACACUUCUGUAAGGCAGUCAUAUCGUCCCAAUUUCUUUCAACAAACAGGCAGGCCAAAUGUGAUUGUGGAAGAGCUCCAUAAUCAGGAGACUGAAGGCACUGAAUCUCACGAUCAAUGCGACAAUGAUUAUUUUUCUGAAACCGCUUAUGGCUACCAACAAGAUAAUGAUUACUUGGAUAGUGGAGUAGUUACUUUUGAGAAUGAUGAUGCACAGGCUGAAAAUUUUCCUAUAGCGGCCUCGGAAAUGAAUCAGUCGACUUAA
This is a messenger RNA of Acanthoscelides obtectus, 1092 nucleotides long. NCBI's taxonomy places the organism in Eukaryota, Metazoa, Arthropoda, Insecta, Coleoptera, Chrysomelidae. The record is from the annotation of a GenBank genome assembly.